AUGAAGGACUGGACCCGCCCUCGACAGACCUUUGCCGGAUUGCUUCUCCGCACUAGUCCAGAUACAGCUUCUGCCAUCACUAUGGUUAUUACUCAGAUUUCCUCGAAUGAUAUGGAGACUAGCUGUCACGCUUUGGCGCAAAUCGAUGCCGUUAUUCAAGAUGAUAAAUGGGAUUUGCUGACCAGCCACGUCAAUCAGUUUCUGAUGCUCGUCACAAUUCAGCUGAAGCAAGUCGUGACACGAUACUUCAGUGAUCCUACCACACCUCCGGAACAACUGAGUCUUCUAAUCAAAGCUCUUCUUGCCACCACACACUCGUUGUUUUCUCGGUCUCAACUGGCUAAAGAGGCUUCAAGAGAGACAUUGAGGGAGCUAUUUUACAAUAUGCUUACUUUAAUGCAUGAUGGUAGAACUGCUGAGAUGAUCGACGGUUGCCAAGUCAUCAAUACUAUCAAUGUCCUUUGUGGGCGGAUCCUAGAGCAAUCGAAUUGCACUCGGAUUCUCAGGUUGAAUUUUUGUUCUUUAAUCGCUAUUUCACUUCCCUUUUAUUUUAAAUUAUCCUUUUUUAGUUUAAGCUGUAUUUUCGUAGAUGGUUGUUCUGACAAAAUAUUUCUCUGA
Protopolystoma xenopodis is the source of this 618-nucleotide messenger RNA. NCBI's taxonomy places the organism in Eukaryota, Metazoa, Platyhelminthes, Monogenea, Polystomatidea, Polystomatidae. The record is from the annotation of a GenBank genome assembly.